Messenger RNA from Dermacentor andersoni, 783 nucleotides. RefSeq lists its product as uncharacterized. NCBI's taxonomy places the organism in Eukaryota, Metazoa, Arthropoda, Arachnida, Ixodida, Ixodidae. The record is from RefSeq and is a predicted model, not a curated record.
UCUCCUUUUCAAGAGGGGCCUUGGUAACGCAUGGCUGUGCGCGUGACAUGCGAAUACGCUGCCCGCGCGCCAUGCUAUGGAGGCAAUCUGCGGCGGACGCACACUGUGGACAGAAUGCAGGCGUCAACUCUCAUCCAAGCGUGCCUGCUGGUAAUAUUUGCACUUCUGCUAUGUGUUCUCGAGCCUACUUCAUCGUGCAACACCAAGUUGCCACCUCCAGGACCCCGUUUAUUGCAAGCAAAGGUGCUUUUUGGUGACGCAAUGCGCGUGUGUGAAAAGGAAAUAGUGGAAUACGCAAAAAAUAUACCACCUCACAUGCUUCACAAGAUUAUACCCAUUUCAUGCGCUGUCUACAACGAAUGCAAAUGGAUAUCUCAAGACAAGGACCUUAAACCGAUUAUAGACUGCUGCAUAUCAGCAUACCAAAACAAGAGCGCCCCAUUUUACACCAGAUUGAACUUGUCAGAAGCGUACGCACAAGCUGCAGAAAAAUCCUUGGUGUGCAUACUCAAAGCUACCCAAGAUCGCCGUGUUGGUUUACAGACCCUUGACGACGGCAUCGCAUUUGCACGAAUAACAGCCCUAGCGUAUGGAUGGACCUGAGUUAAGAAUAUUCGCAGAGAAGAUUCGGCAUCAACAUAGCCAAUUUGCUAGAUUGCUGUUAUACACCAAUCUACUCCGCAAGCUUUAUUAUUGUGAAGUGCCCGUGGGAGUAGUCAUCUCUGGUACUUAAUUCUUUUUCAAUAAAAUAUACUGUUCAGUGCUUCUAAAGCCUGCCACUGA